AUGAGUCAAGAAGUAGAGGGAAUCGUCCGCUCCCAAAACGAGCUGUACGGCCGCAUUUUGCGCGCGUACGAAAACUUCAAGAAGUCGGGGCCGACGAAGAUCACGUUGGGGCUGGCCGAAGCGCGCCUUCAAGCUCUAGAAGCGAACUGGGCGAAAUUCGAAGCGCAAAAUGACCAAUUGCUCCAACAAUCGCAGGAGGCUCUCGAUAAGCUCGACUACCAGAAGCAAGACUUGCCGGGGGUAGCCGAGGAAGCUUUCCUGCAGCAGAAAGGAGCGUUCUUAGACGCCAUCCGCAUCCUGAAGGCCAAGGAGAAGAGCACCGCCGAGGCCGCCGGAGCGGCCGGCACAGCGGAGUCGACUCCCCGCACUACUCUGCCUCGUAUACAGCUGCCGCAUUUCUCUGGAAAGUACGAAGAUUGGCCUUCAUUCCGCGACUUGUUCCUGUCCAUUAUCGGGAAGGACUCAGAGACGACGAAGGUGGAGAAACUCCAUUAUUUGAAGUCCUGCUUGAAAGGUGAGGCUGACCUUCUUAUUCGCAAUGUGCCAACGACGGGCGAAAAUUACGAGCGCGCGUAG
Messenger RNA from Temnothorax curvispinosus, 576 nucleotides. RefSeq lists its product as uncharacterized. Bases 1 to 576 code for a protein of 191 amino acids. Lineage: Eukaryota; Metazoa; Arthropoda; Insecta; Hymenoptera; Formicidae. The transcript has a single exon. The record is from RefSeq and is a predicted model, not a curated record.